Molecule: messenger RNA, 3219 nt
Organism: Phacochoerus africanus (Common warthog)
Lineage: Eukaryota; Metazoa; Chordata; Mammalia; Artiodactyla; Suidae
Gene: RAB33B
Product: RAB33B, member RAS oncogene family
Exons: 3
Coding region: 159-848 (229 amino acids)
Biological process (GO): Rab protein signal transduction
Cellular component (GO): endosome; Golgi apparatus
Molecular function (GO): GTPase activity; GTP binding
Source: RefSeq, a predicted model, not a curated record
CUUACUCCAGAGGGCGGGAGCCUUGGACGUGGCGGGGCCGGGCCUGCCUGGGUGCUGGGCCUGGGCACUCUGCUCGGCCUCUCGGCAGCUUGCCUUCCGCGCCACCGUCAGGCUCCUGACAGGCCCCGUGAUUUCCCAGUUUGGGGCGGGUCAGGAGAAUGGCUUCGGAGAUGGAGUCGUCACUCGAGGCGAGCUUCUCGUCCAGCGGGGCGGUGUCAGGGGCCUCAGUGUUUCUGCCUCCGGCUCGCUCCCGCAUCUUCAAGAUAAUCGUGAUUGGCGACUCCAAUGUGGGCAAGACGUGCCUGACCUACCGCUUCUGCGCCGGCCGCUUCCCCGAUCGCACGGAGGCUACUAUCGGGGUGGAUUUCCGAGAACGAGCCGUGGAGAUUGACGAGGAGCGUAUCAAGAUCCAGCUAUGGGACACAGCAGGACAAGAACGAUUCAGAAAGAGCAUGGUACAGCACUACUACAGAAAUGUACAUGCUGUUGUCUUCGUGUAUGAUAUGACCAACAUGGCGAGUUUUCAUAGCCUACCAUCUUGGAUAGAAGAAUGCAAACAGCAUUUGCUAGCCAACGAUAUACCUCGGAUUCUUGUUGGAAAUAAAUGUGACUUGAGAAGUGCCAUUCAGGUACCCACAGACUUGGCACAAAAAUUUGCUGACACACACAGUAUGCCUUUGUUUGAAACCUCUGCUAAAAACCCCAAUGAUAAUGACCAUGUGGAAGCUAUAUUUAUGACCUUGGCUCAUAAGCUCAAGAGCCACAAACCAUUAAUGCUUAGUCAACCCCCUGAUGAUGGAGUUAUCCUGAAGCCUGAACCAAAGCCUGCAAUGACGUGCUGGUGCUAAAUAACAGUCUUUAUUAUAUUCGGUAAUUUUGACUAAAGAAAUACUUUUGAAGUAUGACAGUGAUAAGUCAUAGAAUUUAAUCUCAAAUAUAAUGGAUUGUCCUGACACUUUACUGUUUAUCAUUGUAUGCUUAUUUUUGUAUUUUGUAUGUACUUAAUCAAGUUUGUCACUGUGACAACACAAGGAAAAAGUUUUCAAGUGAGGUUGAAAUGGAGCAAAGUUAGGGUGAAUCAGAACAUCUUUCCACUGAGAUCCCAAUGAAGGAGGCUUCACGUGAGAGCAUGAUGGAAUUUUAAGUCAGCGAUUGUUUAAUCCUAUGUUUUGGGGAUUGAAAAAAAUAUAUUAAAGGUUAGUACACUCACUGGUAUGUCCUUUGAGUGGGAAGUGUUCUCAACAGGAUAAAAACUGAUAUUUGUGUCUCCCUGGAGUUCUUUCUUUGUAUUGUAAAAUUAAUGUAUUUAAUCGUGCUGUUAUUGGUGCAUUUUAGAGCCAAGACUUUAGUUCCAGUGGGAGAAGACCUAGAAUGUUUUCUGGUUCUCAGUCCAUAAAGAAUGACUUUUCCAGCAGUUUUAGAUGCCUCAUAUUUCUAAUCAAUAUCCUGAUGGUCUACAAAAAUCACUGUUAUUUUUUUAAAGGGUAAUUUGAAUUGUUUUCUUAACUAAAUUCUAUAAAAUAUGCAAAAGUAAAUCAGAUUUUAAUGCAAAUGAAAUGACAUAAUAAGGUGCUUUAUGCUUCACUUUGAUAUCUUUAAACCGAAAAACUGAAAGAUUUAAGGAGUUGUGAUUUGGGGGAAAUAGGUGAACAAGGUUCCUGGCUACCACAAGAGAUCUAUCUAUUCCUGGCUUUUAGUAAUUUCAGGCUGUGUAUCUGACAUAGUAUAUUUUGCUCUCCCCAACCCCUGUUCAGUUUAAUGCCUAAAGGCUGAAUUAGCAGAUCAUCUUCCCUUUGGAUUGUAGCUCUGAGGGCAUGCCCCUAAUUGCUAUGAGUCUACAUUUAUUUCUGUAAUAGUACUGUGUUACAGUAUACCUGUUGUUUAAAUCUUUAAAUUUUAUGGUCACAACAAAGUACUCCUCCUCAGUAUAAAGAAAAAAUUAGAUACUGAAAAAUAUCUAGCCUAUCCCUCCCUCAAUGGUGAAAAAAAUAUUUCAAAAAGUUUUUACCCUAAAUACUUUUAUUUUGAAUUUAAGAUUUUGCACAUAGAAAAUAGUAAGCUUGCAUAUAAAGCUAUUACAUGACUGGAAUGUAAGUCAUGAACUUUAACUGAGGUGUGCACAUUGACUAAUUCUGAAAGAUUGCUGAACUUAAUAAUUUUGGAAGAAACUAAGCCAAAAUGCGAUUAUACUUAAAAUCUUUUCAGAAUGUGGGAAACCAAUUAAACAUGUGAUCUGAUUUAGUUUAGGAGUUUUUGUUUAAUCGUCAUGGUGGUCCUGACUGGAUAAUUCAGUUAUAAAAACAAGAUAAUUCUAAUAAAUGAACUAACUGAAAGUAAUAAUUAUAGGAAAUAAUUACUCUGUUUUCCUUAGCUUAUGGAAGAACAGGUUUGCUUUGUUUUUAAGGAGAUUAAUCCAUGUUUCUUAUCCUGUUAGAAUUAAAAAUGAUUUGACUUUAUUUAAAUUAAUGUUGAUUUGUAACUUUUUAUAGUAAGCUGUUAUAAUUGUGGUGGGUGUAAUAGUUUUUUAAAGAAGGGAAUCUGUUUAUUGCUUAUCAAAACAUUUUCUAAAGUGAGAGAAGAAAGUUUACACACUUUCUAAGCACAUUUGUGUUUUUUUUUUUCAGUGCUAUUAUCAUUUUUUUAAACAAGUAAUUUAACUUCAUUUCUUUUUGUAAAGAAGUUAGUAGUAAAUAUCCUUUAAAGUUCUGUGAAAGGACAUAUUUUUUCACUUUAAUAUUUAUUUUUAAAAUAUUUGUAUCCCAUUUGCAGUGAUUCAUUGUUUUAAUUUUUUUCUACAUGUUUUUAUUUUUAAAAAGAACAUACUUAUCAGUUGAAUAGGGAUGAAGCUUUUAGAUAUUUUCCAAAAUAUUUAUAAAAUAUUUCACAAACUAUUGAGAAAUCACUUCCAAAAUGGUGGCUAUCAAACAACUAGUUACUAGUUUUUAAAGCAGAAAUCACACAUUUUUUAACUCCUGGGUGAAUUUAGUUUAACUGUGACCUUUAGUUGAAAACCUCAGAUAUGUUUUGGAAAAGUUGUAAUUUGAGAACACCAAAGGAAGCUAAUCCAGACUCUAAUGAAGUUAGCUAUUAAGGACAAUGCUUUAUUGACAGUAUAUUGCUAAUACAUUUCGUCAUGAAAUCUAGAGUUAAAUAAUUUUGUUGUGGAAUAGUGUCACUGUAACUUUGCCUCAUGAAGUUCAAUAAACCAACUUUGGCAUA